GGCAGCACCAAGAUCACCACUUGAAACAUUACUGAAACAUAAAUGCCUUUGUCCUUUUGCAUGGUAGUACAACAUUUUGAACUAACUCACUUGUCUUCACUCAAACAAUCAUUAAAAAACAUCAUUUUUUGCAGAACUAGUUAUGGGUUUGUCCUUAUUUUUCUUUUUCUGAUUCUCCUUUUUAUAAAUUUACAUUCUUUAUCACUUUCACUAUCUUUUAUUCCUUUUUUCUUCUUCUUGGUUUCUGUAUUUUCUUUCUUUAAAAAUAUCCACUCAAAUAAACAAUCUUUAUUAAUCUCUCUCUCUCUCUCUCUCUCUCUCAAGUACAUUGUUUCAACUUUUUGAGCAAAAUUCUCUUCUUGGUAGUUUCCUUGUGAAAUUUCUAGUGUAUGUUGCCCUAACCCUUGGAAAUCUUUGAGCUUUGAAGGAUAUAUAUUUUUUGGUGUAUAUGAGCUAUCCUCAACAUACACAACUGUAGAGAUUAAUCUCUCGAGUCUGAUAGGAUAACUUUGAGCGGUAGGAUCUAUAUGCAUUAGUCUUUUGACUUCUAAACUUUUUUUUUGGUGUUUUUGUUUUUUGUUUUCUAUUGAAUUUGGUAGUUGAAAACUACUUUGAAUAUUUGAUGCUUACUUCAAUCAUAUUUGGUGCAUAAUGUUCCAAUUUGGCAAUUCAAUGAGGUACUUUCACUUUCAUCUUUUGUUUCUUUCAUGGUUUUUGUUAUUCAUUUCAAAUACUCAUGAGUUAGAACAAGAUCAAAGUCAAACCUUGUUACAAUUAAGAGCUUAUUUAGAAUUCCCUUCUUCAUUACAAAUUAUGGAAAACUACAAUAAUGACCUAUGUUACCUUCCUUCAUCUUCAAAUUUGAGCAUUAAAUGUGAAGAUAAUUCAAUAACUGAGCUCAAAAUUUUUGGUGAAAAAUUUUUGAAACCAUCAAGUUUCAAUGGAUUUGCAAUUCCAAAUCAAACACUAUCCAUGAAUUUCUCAAUUGAUUCAUUUUUCAUCACAUUGACAAAGUUGAAAACCCUAAAGGUUCUUAGUUUGGUUUCAUUAGGAAUUUGGGGGAAACUUCCUAAUAAGAUUCAAUCUCUCACUUUUCUUCAAGUUUUUGAUAUGAGUUCAAAUUUCCUAUUUGGUACCAUUCCACCAAAAAUCUCAACUAUGGUAAAACUUCAAUCACUAACACUUGAUGAAAAUUAUUUUAACACCACUAUGCCUAAUUGGUUUGAUUCUUUGUUUAACUUAAGUAUCUUGAGUUUGAAGAAAAAUCACUUAAAGGGUUCAUUUCCAACUUCACUCUGCAAAAUCAAGACACUUAAAGUUAUUUCCUUGUCACAAAAUGAACUCUCUGGUGGAUUACCUAGUCUCACUACUCUCAAUGGUUUACAUGUUUUGGAUUUGAGAGAAAAUCGUUUCGAAUUUGAACUACCGGUUCUGCCGAAAUUCGUGGUCACGGUUUUGUUAAGCAAUAACUCGUUUUCGGGAGAGAUACCGAAGAAGUUUGGUGAAUUGAAUCAUCUUCAACAUUUAGACCUUUCGUCGAAUCAUCUGAAGGGCACACCGCCUUCAACAUUGUUCUCUUUGUCAAAUUUAAGUUAUUUGAAUCUUGCAAACAAUGUGCUAAGUGGAGAAUUUUCUGAUAAACUUCAUUGUGGUGGAAAACUCGGUUAUGUGGAUAUUUCUAGCAACAAGUUAAGUGGUUUACUUCCUUCUUGUUUGGUGAAUAGUUCUAAUGGUAGAGUUGUUAGAUAUGGUAGAAAUUGUUUAUCUGUUGAUUCUCAGAAUCAGCAGAGAGGGUCUUAUUGUAAGGAAUCGGGUUUAGGAUGGAUGAAAUUGAAGGAAUGGAAAGUGGUUGCAAUCGUUGCUAUCAUUGUUGGAUUUCUUCUUGCGGUUUUGGUGUUUGGAGUUUUUUUAUGUAAAAAAUGUCGUUUGAUGAAGAAAACUAGAAAGGAUGUGUUGCCGAAAAUUGUUCAAGAUAAAUCCAAAACUGGUGUUUCAUCAGAAGUUCUUGCAAAUGCUAGAUUUAUUUCUCAAGCAGUGAAGCUAGGGACACAAACUACUCCGACCUGUAGACAAUUUUCUAUUCAAGAUUUGAAAGAAGUCACCAAAAACUUUAAUUUGUCAACAUGUAUCGGUGAUGGCUCCAUAGGAAAGCUGUAUAAAGGUAAACUAGAGAAUGGAACUUAUGUGGUGAUAAGAUCAUUGGUUCUGUCAAAAAAAUGCUCGAUUCAAAGUCUUAAAGCUAAGUUGGAUUACCUCUCAAAGCUUCAACAUCCAAAUUUGGUUAGCCUUUUGGGUUAUUGUAUUGAUGGUGGCGAACGAGAUGAUUCAAGCAUCCCAAAACUUCAUCUUAUGUAUGAAUAUGUGCCAAAUGGAGAUUAUCAUACUCAUCUAUCAGAAUAUUCUGCAGUGAAAGCACUUAAGUGGCCGGAUAGACUGGCAAUUUUGAUUGGAGUUGCAAAGGCAGUGCAUUUCUUACAUACUGGUGUUAUACCAGGAUGUUUUAGCAACCAACUAAAGACAAAGAGUGUGUUACUUGAUGAACACUGCAUUCCAAAACUAAGUGACUAUGGUAUUUCCAUCAUCAGAGAGGAUAUCGAAAAGUUCGAGACAAAGAGUGAGAAGAAAUCAAAAUCAUGUCCAAAGACAAAGAUGGAUAAUGAUGUUUACAAUUUUGGAUUCAUAUUGUUGGAAUCACUUGUUGGACCCAUUACACGUGACAAAGGUGAAACAUUUUUCAUUAAUGAAAAGGCAUCAUUUGGAAGUCAAGAUGGAAGAAGAAAGAUUGUGGAUCCAAUAGUGUUGACAACUUGCUCUCAAGAAUCAUUAUCAAUUGCAAUAUCUAUAACAACCAAAUGUAUAUCUCAAGACUCUUCAUCUCGUCCUUCUUUUGAAGAUGUUCUAUGGAACUUACAAUAUGCAGCUCAAGUUCAAGCCACAUCAGAUGCAGAUCAAAAAUCAGAUUAAGAUUUAACAUCAUAGGUGCAUAGAAAGAAAUCGGGGAUUUAUUAGUGAAAACACUAUCAAGAUGUUAAUCAUUAUUGUAAAUGUAGUUAGGUAUAGUUGUAAAAAUGUUUGUAUCAUUCUAAUUAUGUAUCUUAUAGAGUUUUGAUAGGAUUGAAAUAGUUAGAAUA
Molecule: messenger RNA, 3131 nt
Organism: Medicago truncatula (barrel medic)
Lineage: Eukaryota; Viridiplantae; Streptophyta; Magnoliopsida; Fabales; Fabaceae
Product: probable inactive leucine-rich repeat receptor-like protein kinase At3g03770
Exons: 7
Coding region: 652-2964 (770 amino acids)
Biological process (GO): protein phosphorylation
Molecular function (GO): ATP binding; protein binding; protein kinase activity
Source: RefSeq, a predicted model, not a curated record